Molecule: messenger RNA, 1413 nt
Organism: Leishmania braziliensis MHOM/BR/75/M2904
Lineage: Eukaryota; Euglenozoa; Kinetoplastea; Trypanosomatida; Trypanosomatidae
Exons: 1
Coding region: 1-1413 (470 amino acids)
Source: RefSeq, a predicted model, not a curated record
AUGUCAGGCACUGAGCCCCAACGCCACUCCCCACGAGGGAAGAAGAGUGGGACUUUGCGGUCUCCUCGUGUACACAGCUGUACCACGUAUGCCGUGGUGUGGGCUCUAUGCCUUUCGCUCGCCGUCGUCAAUCCAGCUGCGUAUGCGGCACCAGCCGUCACCGGCGCCACCUGCACUGUCAACAGUGAUGGGUGGUGCAUCAACUCGGCGCUGAAGUUUGAAGGUACCGACCUUGCCACCGUCACAGCCCUCCGCAUCGGCUCCACUGACGCUGAACAGCAGAAGAUCACGUGCACUGACAAAUUCGCCGCCACGGCCACUACCGUCUCCUGCACCGUCGCAAUGGCGUCGUCAGCGAUAGCCGGUCUGUACCCCGCAACGCUUGUGCUUGGCGACGGCACGCAGGUGGAGGCCGGCAGCGUGCUGCUCGGUGCCCUCUGGGAAACACAGGGUAUGCCGACCUGGACCAGCACGACUCCGUCGAGCCCGCACAAGGUGACCGGGGAGUCCAGCAGCUGGCCCUCCACUGGUGAGACUUGGACUAUCAGUGGCACCUUCGACCCGGCAAAGAGCUACAGCGUGGUCUUCUACAACACCGAGGCCGACGCCGUACCCGGAAACCCCUCCCCGGUCACCUGCGCCGCGCUCUCCGUCGCCGCCACCAAGCUCUCCUGCACCAUCAUCGCCGUCAAUGGCGUCAUGGGCAUGUACCGCUUCCUUGUGAAGGACACCACCAGUGACGCGCUGCUGCUCGGCUCCACGUCGCUCAGCUCCAUCGCAGUGAACCCGCCGCUGCCCGCGGUCACCGGUGCCAGCGGCGAGUGCGCGACGAGCAGUGCGGCGUGCAUCAGCGGUGCGACGCUCACCAUCAAAGGCACGAACUUCAACCACCGCGACGCCCUCUACCAGCACUUCUCCGUCGGCGUCACGAAGGCGCAGCGCAGCGCCAUCCGCCUCGCACCCACCGCCGUCAGCGAGACCGACGUCACCGCCACCCUCACCGUCGCCGACGGCACGCCGGCCGGGAGCUACCCGGUGUUUGUGGAGGUGCAGGUGUGCAUGAUGCAGAUGAUGUCGCCACUGCGCUACGUGGGCAACCUGGUGCUGAACUCCGGCUCCGUCGCCGGCUUUAACAUGGAGAUACCCACGGGGAGCUUCCCUGAAGCUCAGGGCGCCAUUGAUGGCGAUGGCAGCAAGAUGUCUUCGGGUUAUGUCGCUGCCGUUGUUCUUGCUUCGAUCUUCGGUGUGCUGUUCCUUGCCGUGCUCACGGCUCUAACGGUUGUGUGCGUUCGUGGGGCUAACCGCAGCCGUCGUAUGGCCGACGCAAAUAACUUUUGGGGGAGCAUGGGAAGUGAGCUACCAGGCGUGGCGCCAGCGUAUCAAGGUGUCACCAAGGACUUUGCUCGCCACUAA